CACAGUCACAGCCACUCAGCGCUGCCAGGAAGCUGCUCAGAGGCGAGAUUCAGACAGGAUCCCCGCUUCCACUCUGCAGUCUACUUGUUGAUUCACUCCAGAAGUGCUGCGAGAGGCAGACAGAGACUUCUUGGCGCUGUUAUUUUUUUUAAUUUUUAUUAUCGUUGUUAUUUAUUUUAUUUUUUUUUUGUAUUGGCAUUGUGUUUUCCAUCAUGUCUGAGCGCGGCUGAUGAUGCAUCUCUCGACUCCAGGCAGAGCGAAGGAGCGUGUGGCAGGAUUAACAAGUUGUUGCGCUCCUACAAACGAAACGAUGCUGAUUUCGCUUCAUGAGGUGAAUCGUCACGUAAAGAAGACGCCACAAGACACGAAGCGGGGUCCUGAUGCGGUCAUCUCCAGGAUCAUGUCUCCCUAAUCUCCCAGACUGCGUCUUCCAGGCUCUCCAAGUGUCCAACUGAGCUGAGCGAAGAUGAUCAAAACCGGCUCCCGGUUGACCACCACGCUGCCUCCGGACACCAUAGACAUCAUCCGGACCAAGACACACUCCCGCCGGGUGAGACUCAAUGUCGGGGGACUUCUCCACGAAGUCCUCUGGAGGACCCUGGAUAGGCUGCCCCGCACACGGCUUGGCAAGCUGCGGGACUGCAACACGCACGAGUCCCUCAUGGAGAUAUGUGACGACUACAGCCUGGACAACAACGAGUAUUUUUUUGACCGGCACCCUGGCGCCUUCACCUCCAUCCUGAACUUCUACCGCACCGGGAAGCUGCACAUGAUGGAGGAGAUGUGCGCCCUCUCCUUCAGCCAGGAGCUGGACUUUUGGGGCAUCGACGAGAUCUACCUGGAGUCCUGCUGCCAGGCCCGGUAUCACCAGAAGAAGGAGCAGAUGAACGAGGAGCUGAAGAGGGAGGCCGAGAACAUGAGGGAGCGGGACGGAGAGGAGUUCACCACCACAUGCUGCUCCGAGAAGAGGAAGAAGCUCUGGGACCUGUUGGAGAAGCCCAGCUCAUCGUUUGCUGCUAAGAUCCUUGCAAUCAUCUCCAUCCUCUUCAUUGUGCUGUCCACCAUUGCCUUGUCUCUGAACACCCUCCCAGAGCUGCAGGACACCGACGAGUUUGGCCAGCCCACGGACAACCCACAGCUAGCUCAUGUGGAAGCUGUUUGUAUUGCCUGGUUCACCAUGGAGUACCUGCUCCGCUUCCUCUCCUCUCCAAACAAAUGGAAGUUCUUCAAAGGUCCCCUCAACAUCAUCGACCUGCUGGCCAUCCUGCCCUAUUACGUCACCAUCUUCCUGACAGAGUCCAACAAGAGCGUGCUGCAGUUCCAAAACGUUCGCCGUGUGGUUCAGAUAUUCCGGAUCAUGCGGAUCUUGCGAAUCCUGAAGCUGGCCCGUCACUCCACAGGCCUUCAGUCUUUGGGCUUCACUCUCAGGAGGAGCUACAAUGAGCUGGGCCUGCUUAUCCUCUUUCUUGCCAUGGGCAUCAUGAUCUUCUCAAGUCUGGUGUUCUUUGCUGAGAAGGAUGAAGAGGACACCAAGUUUAAAAGCAUCCCUGCCUCCUUCUGGUGGGCUACCAUUACUAUGACCACAGUAGGUUAUGGAGACAUUUACCCAAAAACCCUGCUGGGAAAGAUAGUUGGAGGUUUGUGUUGCAUUGCAGGGGUCUUGGUGAUAGCCUUACCCAUUCCUAUUAUUGUAAAUAACUUCUCUGAGUUUUACAAAGAGCAGAAGAGGCAGGAGAAAGCCAUCAAAAGGAGAGAGGCUCUGGAGAGGGCUAAGAGAAAUGGUAGCAUUGUCUCAAUGAACAUUAAGGAUGCCUUUGGCCGUAGCGUGGAACUCAUGGAUGUCAUGGUGGAAAAAACUGAUGAGAGGAAGGAGAAGCUCCAUGACAAUCACGUGUCACCACACAGAGGAACACCCAGGAUCAAGUCACCGCUGAACCCCAGUAGUCCUAGUAAGACUAUUGAGUCCAGCUUCCAAGAAAAGGCAAAACCAGCCAGCAGUCCUCAGCAUCUCAGCGCACAGAAACUUGAGGAAGCAUACAACAACAUGACAAAAGCACAGUCACAACCAAACGUGAACAGCAAGGAAAAAGCGUCACAUUCGAAGUCAGCCAGGCAGAAAGCUGAAUUUGAGAUGGGAAGCAUCCUCCUUGAGACCGUGUCAGGCACAGCGGAGGGCGUUACAGACAUGAAGAGUAUUUCCAGCAUCGAUAGCUUCAACAGCUGCGUACCUGACUUUCCUGAGAGCUCCAGAUUUUCGCACAGCUCUGGGAGCAACAUGCCUGGAAGGGUCAGUACCAACCCCAGUCUGGAGCCCACCCUGGAGAAUGAGCAUGAGGGACUGCAUGGCGCCACCAGCCCCAAGUCAGGCAAAAGCACCAAGCUCAACAACGACAACCCAAGAGCUCUGCCAUUAAACAACCCAAUAAAGGGGCGUUCACUUAAAGUUAGAGUCAGAGGCGGGGAGGACUUAGGGAAAGGAGGUCUCUCUGACAGCUCAUCGAUCCAAAGCCCAGAGACAUCUGUCUACACCACUGCCAGCAGCAGGACGCCCAGCAAGAGCCCCGAGAACUUACGGCCGAGCAUCUUCACAUUCCACGACUCGUCUGUCAGUAAGUUCAUUGACGCCGACACGGACGAGGAGGAACACCUGCACGACAGUUCGGCAGCCAACGUGACCCAAAGACUUUUGGAGAGAGCCAGCCCCAGGUUUGCUCAGCUUCAACAGGGUCCCAACCACAUGGAGGGCCUCUCCAAGAAGCUGGGGAACAGCACCCUGCCGCUGGAAGGACAGGAAAACCACAUUUCACCAGAGCUGCGGCCGCUUCAGGGGGAGAAGCGUCAGUAUAACUCUUAGAGUCGAUUAAAAGGAAUGGCUUGCACAGAGAAUACAAAGAAUAUGAAAAUAUAAGGGAUUGCUAAUGAAGAGCUCAGAGACUUGUCUGGGAACAAUUUGCAGGAGAACUGAAAGAAAAAAGGCUUUUCCUACAAAAUUACAACACCUGUGGAUCACUGGAAAUAGUGUUGUUAUCUUCUCUAAAACGUUCCAGAUGAAAACAUUCAAACGCCCUCAGAGUGGAAGAAAAGAAGGGAUUUUUUGCUGUUUAUACAAGCCCAGAUUAUAAUGCCAUCAUUAGACUAGCUGCAGGAGUCUAGUCUAAAAUUUUAUAACCUGUUUUCUGAGAGCCCUGGAUAAAAUGCUAAAGUCACUGCAGCUAAAGCUGUCAAAUCAUCGUGAAACAUAAAGGGCAUCAAAACAAGGCACAAUAAGAGGAGAUAUUUUAAAAUCCUCAAUUGCAGUAUGAAAGGAAGACAUACAUCUUCUCUCCCUACAGUGUAUAUUUAUAUACAUUGUAUGUUUCAAAGGCAGAGGGUUGAGAACAUGUUCUUGCUUCCUACAACUUCCUUUAAAACUGGCCUUAGUUCAUGUUGUCCUGUGUUUUACGUUUUGAUGUUGAGGAGGAAAGCCUGAGGCAGGGUAAAAGAUAGCACAUAAGUAUCUCUGUGCGUGUGUGUGCAAUAACUACCUUUCACUUAUAUUUAUUAUGUAGCAAUAGUCGUCUUUCAUCCUAUGUCAAAUCUUCAGCAGAAUGAAGUGUUUCGGUCUGUUUCUUUCAAACAGCUCAGUGUCUCUCCUGGGUUGGCAUUUUUACUGCACAGAUUACACAUAAGCUGUGAGGUCACAUCCAUCCUCGUCAAUCAUUGGUGGGAAAAGGGAAAAUAUCAUUUUGGAAAUGUUGCACUCUUGUUUUUCUUAUUAUAAUCAGUGGCGGUUUUGGAUAUGGGAAAUAUGGCUUCCCGAAUGAUGCAUCUCAAGGGGGCGCCACAGAGCAGAAAAUAAAAAGUUAUUUGUCGGUGGUGAAAACAGGUUUUAUUUGGCUCAUUUGGGCACCGGUGGCUCCCUGUGGUGUGCAGGGUGCAAGCAUUGUAAGAAAAUAUUGUUGUACAUUAAUAUGAUGCUAAAGUUGGUGUCUGAGUCUUAGCUCAAAACUCUGGACCGCCUUGGACCAUCUCCGGUGUAAAUUAUUAGAAUAUUUACCCUUAUGUGGAUCAUUCUUCACUGAACAAAUUUCUAAACAUAUAAUUUCAGAUUUAUGAUGCACUUAUAGCUACUAUUUUGUUUUUGUAAA
This is a messenger RNA of Xiphophorus couchianus (Monterrey platyfish), 4127 nucleotides long. Its product is annotated as potassium voltage-gated channel subfamily B member 1. Lineage: Eukaryota; Metazoa; Chordata; Actinopteri; Cyprinodontiformes; Poeciliidae. Gene Ontology annotation, molecular function: protein binding; delayed rectifier potassium channel activity. Gene Ontology annotation, biological process: action potential; protein homooligomerization; potassium ion transmembrane transport. Gene Ontology annotation, cellular component: membrane; voltage-gated potassium channel complex. The record is from RefSeq and is a predicted model, not a curated record. The coding region runs from base 467 to 2854 and encodes 795 amino acids. The transcript is spliced from 3 exons.